AUGCGCAGCUUUCAGCCAAACUGUACCUUUCCUCGAACCGAACCAGCCGGGUUCAUCAAUAACCCAAACAUCCGUUCGACGCUGGAUAUCGUCUGGAGCUGUACGAGCAUCAUCAUUCUUUCGACCUGGUCGGUUCUGCACCUAACAGUACCUCCGGAUAUCCAAGCAAAGUCCAAGCGCCAAAUCAUCCGCAAACAUCUAUAUCUCUUGCAACGAAAGUUAAGCUGGAUGGGCAUCAUGCUCAUGUUCCCAGAAUACCUCCUCGCCAUCGGUGCCUCGAAUCUGUUUGCUGCUAUCGAAAACAACCGUACUCUACAGAAGCUGGCCGCAGACGAUGGGGUCCCCUGGUCAAAAACACAUACGAUUCAAGCAGACAUGGGAGGAGUGGCGUUACGCUUCUCGGAACACAGCUCGACACGAAACUCGAUACGUGGUGAGGGAGACAAGCCGGACCGGCAGAAAGACGAGCCCGAAGCAGUUGACACCGACGAUAUAUCUAGAACGCCGUCGCAAUCUGACGGCUUCCCAAAAUUCUUACGGGACUUUCAAGAGAGCCAAAGGCUACACCUCCAGGGCUUGGGAGAGAUUCCAUGGACGCCGUUCCAUCGACAUAUGAGGCUCGCCGCCGAAUACAUUCGUCCCGCAGACAAGCCCGGAACUACCCAAGCCAACCAUCUCGCGCCGCUACAUGGAAAUAUUUGGGUUUUGGACUCCAAGCAGCUUGCCCUAGCAAGAGAGCAUAGGGUGAUUCAAAGGCUCCCAUGUAUCCGAUUAGAAGAGAUCCAAGACAAGAGUAAAACUGACGGCCUGGUGCGGUCACUAGCGGUGAUUCAAGUUGGUUGGCUCAUCGUUCAGCUCCUCGUUCGGUAUGUUGGACACCUCCCCUCCUCUGCCCUCGAGUUCAGCACCCUGGCCUUCUCCUCUUGUGCCAUUAUCAUCUAUAUGAUAGAAUGGAACAAAUCUAAGGAUGUGGCUGUCCCCAUCUACCUCGACACGGACGCCGUCAUCUCAUCCGCAGCAUUCAAUGCUAUUGCCGAAGCUGCGCCCACCAUCUUUCUGCGAAGUCGACACUAUUACAUGCCACAGAGCUGUCACAUCGACCGGCUCAUCGUACUCAUUAGCAUUCUUUCCACCACUUUGUUUGGGGGAAUUCAUCUCUUCGCAUGGAACAUCGAGUUUCCCACUGCAGCAGAACAAGUGCUUUGGAGGACAGCAGCCAUACUAGUAGCCGUUAUACCUUCCGUUUGUGCUCUACUCGUUCUUUUAGAAAGCCUCGUUCUCGGCACCACUGAUAAACUUUCAAGACUGAGCACAUAUAUAUUUGCGCCGUUUUACCUGUCGGCACGAGUGUUUCUUAUCAUGGAAAGCUUCCGGUCCCUGUAUUUCUUACCCCAUGACGCGUUGAUAUCGACAUGGGUGGCCUACGUACCGCACAUUAGUUAG
This is a messenger RNA of Trematosphaeria pertusa, 1443 nucleotides long. RefSeq lists its product as uncharacterized. The transcript has 3 exons. The record is from RefSeq and is a predicted model, not a curated record. The coding region runs from base 1 to 1443 and encodes 480 amino acids. NCBI's taxonomy places the organism in Eukaryota, Fungi, Ascomycota, Dothideomycetes, Pleosporales, Trematosphaeriaceae.